This is a messenger RNA of Austrofundulus limnaeus, 6348 nucleotides long. RefSeq names its product LIM and calponin homology domains-containing protein 1. The transcript has 30 exons. Gene Ontology annotation, molecular function: myosin II head/neck binding. Gene Ontology annotation, cellular component: stress fiber. The record is from RefSeq and is a predicted model, not a curated record. The coding region runs from base 332 to 5110 and encodes 1592 amino acids. Gene Ontology annotation, biological process: regulation of focal adhesion assembly; positive regulation of stress fiber assembly. Lineage: Eukaryota; Metazoa; Chordata; Actinopteri; Cyprinodontiformes; Rivulidae.
AGCGGUGACUGGCUGGUACGGGGGUGAGAGGAGCUAGACUCCCCCACAGUUCAUGAAUCGAUAUUUUAAGCGCCUGGUUCGUGUUGCAGCGUCGCCAGAAGCAGCUUCUCGGUGUGCGCCAUACGGUUUGCUGAGCACGAGGAGGAGGAGGGAGCUUCGUGAUACAAACAAGCCUGCGCGUGGAGUUGCAGAAGCAAAGAGAGGAGGAGUGGGGAGGGAAGACUUUCGAAGGACGCUUCUUGCCUUUUUCCUUUUUUUUUUUUAACCGCAUAUAUCUCCGUUUUGCCACUGUCCGAGUGACUCCGGGGCCGGUUGGACGGUUUGCCAGCAUAUGGCUAGCCCCGCUGCGUGUGGAAAUUUCCCGAGUAGUGCCCCGCCACGGGAGCCGAUGGAUCCGAGUCAUCCCGAGCCAGCCUGCCAGGAGGCACAGAAAUGGAUAGAGGCUGUAACAGGGAAGAGCUUUGGAGUCGUGGACUUCCGCAGCGCUCUGGAGAACGGCAUCCUGUUAUGCGAGCUGCUGAGCGCAAUCAAACCAGGGCUAGUCAAGAAGAUCAACAGACUGCCCACCCCAAUCGCUGGGCUGGACAACCUGUCCGUCUUCCUGCGGGGCUGUGAAGAGUUGGGUCUGAAGGGCUCCCAACUGUUUGACCCAGGGGAUUUACAAGACACCUCAAUACGUGCUAACCUCAAGGACUCUGACUGCAACCGCAAACUAAAAAAUGUGCUGAACACAGUGUUUUGGCUUGGGAAGGCUGCCAGUGGCUGCGCCUCUUAUAGUGGGCCGACGCUUAACCUCAAGGAGUUUGAAGGGCUUCUCGCUCAGAUGAAGAUCGACAGUGAAGAGGGUGGCGACAGUCCUCAGCAGCGCAGCGUUAGGGACAGUGGUUAUGACUGCUGGGACUCAGAGAGGAGUGAAUCUCUCUCUCCACCACAACACACCCGAGACAACUCUCUGGACAGCCUGGAUUCUUUUGGCUCCCGCUCACAUCAAAGUCCCUCUCCUGAUGUUGUAAAUCGAGGCAACAGUGAUGGGCGAUGCAGCGACUCGGAGGCUGAUGCAUCCAGCAGGAAGCCAGAUGUGAGGAAGGACGACAUGUUGGCCAGAAGGACUGCCAGCAAUGAGUCAAGAUGCUCCAUUCCUUUUAACCAGUUUCUUCCCAACCGAGCCAACCCCAGCUCCUACGUCUGUGUCCCACGACGGAAACAACACACAGAAGAGAUGGAGCAACGGAGUCAUCCUCGAACUGCUCACGAACAAAGCAAAAGAAGCGGAGUACACCACAAAUCUCCCAAAACCGUCACUUGGGCGCCUGAGAACAAUGGUGAAAAUAUGAAACAAGUCGAGGACGUGGACGUGUUGCAGCAGAGGAGGUUGCAGAUGUUGGAAAAGGCAGGGAUUAAAGUACUUCCUGCUGCCGUUCGCUACAACAGCCCUCCCGUGUCAGAGGAAAAAGAAGUGAAGCCAGCGUCCCCGAGCAUCAUCCUUCGCUCUGAAAACGACUUUUUAAGUUCUCAUAAAUCUGCAUGGGAUUCUCCGUCUGAUGAAGAAGAGGAAACGGCGAAACAAAAAGUUCCAGACCUUCUCAAGGACGACCUGGCGUCUCGAAGAGUUCAUCGUCGUCCUGUGGUUUCUAAGGUCCAUCAGUUUCUUCCCCCUCCUGUUUGCACCAACAAAGACCGUGAGCGCUGGGAGGACAUUAGACGAGCCUCUCAGCGAACGCUGCAGGAGAAGGACAUCAGUGAGAAGGAAGCACUCCCUGACAUCAUAGCUCGCAAAGAGAACAUCUUCUUAAAGGAGGAGGAAAAGGAAGAUGAGGGAGAAGAGGGAAAGGAUAAGGCGAUGCCUAAUAAACAAAGGGAUGACUUGGCUCUUAGGCGGGCUCAGAGUAAGCCCCUCCCUCUCAGGGACGGACCAAUGAGCUUUGUUUCAUCCUCCAUGAGCCUGGCUGAUAUACAGAAGUGGGAGAGACUCAGGAUGACAGAACCAAGCAGCUACAUAGAUGAAGCAGAGCCCAGUCAAAGGACCCCUCCCUCUGUGGACCUCCAGCCCUGGACCAUCAAUGCCCCCUCUUCUGCUGCUGAGCUCGAUGCUCGUCUCGCUCAAUAUGAACAGAGAACGGGAACAGAGGAGGAAGAGGAGGAGGAGGAGAGAAUCCCAGACCUUCAGAAAGACGACAUGAUGGCAAGGAGGACAGGUGUUUUCCAAAAACAAACAGCUGCUUCAGUGACUCACAGCCGUUUCCUGCCUCUGCCCAGCUCAAAGCGUUACACACAAACAGAGACCACAGAUGCUGUCCCACGUAGCAAAACAUCAGUGCAGGCAAAGAGAAACACGGAGCUGAAUGUCAGAGGUUCUAGGGAAACGCCUCAACAAAUACUCGAGCUGACAACUCCGCGAGCGACGCCUCACGAGGAAGGUGAACAAGAUGACAGUGAAGGUGAGUAUGGUGAAAACGAGCCUGUGCCCGACCUGGAGAAAGAUGACAUGAUGGCUCGAAGGACCAGAAGCUUCCAAAGAGCAAGCUUCAAUCAGUUCCUGCCCGUACCCGGGUCAGUCAAAUACAACAUCUGCCCAGUGUCUGCGAUGAUGCCGCUGCGCAGCCAGCCCAAACUCAUCAAAAACACAGACAGAGACAGCAUUGUUCCAGUGGCAGCAGAACGUCAGGCUUUGCCCCCUAAAGCUCCGUCCGGCCCCCUGUGUCCCGGGCCGAGGGAGAGGCAGGAGGAGGAAGAGAGAAAAAAGGAAGAAGAGAUGAAGGUUGCUGACCUCACUGUCAGCUCAGUCUCUGAACCCCCCUGCUCUGUUUCUGCCGUGCCUCCGCCCAGUCCUCCUCCUCCUCCUCCUCCUGCUCAGAUCUGUAGGAUGGAGGCGAAGGUGGAAAGUCAGGAAGUGGAGGAGAAAACUAAGGAGGAGGAGAGAAAAGAGGAUGGGGAUGUGAAACCACAAAAGAAACCGUUUUGGCUGGAGGAUGAUCUGCCUCCAAUAAUGGUGAGCAGACGAGUUGCCUUUCAGAUAGACGAGAGCAUGAGUAUGGGUGACAUGGGUGUCGAUGAAGAGGUCGGACACAUACCAUCGCUGAGCCUGUCCCGAUAUGAACGCAUGCACGAGCAGUACAACAGUUUUCUGGAAGAAGAGGACCACUGGCAGGAUGACCUGGCUCGCUGGAAGAACCGUCGCCGCAGUGCAUCACAGGACCUCAUCAAAAAGGAGGAGGAGAGGAAGAGAAUAGAGAAGAGGAUGAAGGAUGAAGGGCGUGACGGCAAUAAGAGGAAGAGCAUCAAGACCUACAAGGAGAUUGUGGAGGAGAAGGAGCGCAGAGAAGCUGAGCUGUGCGAAGCCUACAGAAAUGCAGCGUCUCCAGAGGAAGCGGCGCUGGUUUUGCAGCGUUACGCUCUCCGCUUCACCAUCAGUGACGCAACACUCGACAGCCUCAAACUGCCCAGAUCCACAGCGAAACCCAAACAGGACCUAAACCAGGCUGAGCAGGAGCACAGCCCCAAGUCACCUGUUAAAAACUCAGCGGUGCUCGAGCGUCUGCACAAGCCGGACUGGAGCGUUGCAACUAACCAGGAGCGCACAGAACCUGAAGACGUGGAAACCGAGCCAAUCCAUGAACGAGAGCAAUCUAGUGCCAUCUCCUCCAGCCCCCUCUUGAUGGAAACAAACUCACCAAGUGUUCCACCUGAAGAGACUCGGCUGACAGAGUCACCACCCGCACGUCGGAAACAACCGGUGACUGAAGACACACAACCCCAGACCAAAGACCCCUCACCUCAGAAAGCACAAGCGCAGCUGCAACCAGAACCUACGAUCUCCACCCCUCCAUCUGCGCCCUCCAGACCCCUCCCAUUGCUGGUAGCCAAGCCCUAUUGCCAGCCCAAGAGCACACCCUCUGGACACAAACCCAUCAAGCUGGACGGGUUGGUGCGGGUAAACGGCGAGGCAACAGAGGAUUUCCCCUCCCCGCAGGACACGCUGCGGGAAAACAAAGAUGUUUCCUCUGAACGGACGCAGAAAAGAGAUCCUCCAGAGGAAGCCGUGGAAGAUCCAAACACCUCAGAGCAGCCAGCGCCUCCGCAGCCGGAAAGAUCAACGUUGUUUUCGGGCUCUGCUAUCAGCUCGCUGAUCGGAGGCCGCAACUGCAUCAUCACGACGACUAUUGUGACGGAGCUCACACAGACCCGCAUGGAGCCCCUUCACCCAGAUAGCCAGAGCAAAGGACAGGAUGGGACGGCAGAGGAGAUGAGUUCCCCACCUCCUGCAUCACCCAGCAGUAAUGAGUGUUCUCCCACUGUCACGGAAGGACUCGAGGAGAGCAGUGUGACCAUUGAAACCCCCAUGUUGAAUUUGGCUAAACGUGUUAAUCACUGGGUUUGGGACCCCAAUGAGGAGCGUAAACGCGUGGAAAGGUGGCAACAGGAGCAGGAGCGCCUCCUACAGGAACAGUACCAGAGGGAACAAGAGAAGCUGAAGCAAGAGUGGGAGAAAGCACAGCUGGAGGUGGAGGAGGAGGAGAGGAAACACAACGAAGAGGAGAGACAGAUUCUCGAGGAAACGGUCGCACCCCUCAGUCCGUCCGGCCUGUUGCACAAGCAGCCAGGACACACGAGGGAGGCUUCGUCUGAGAACAUGUCUUUGCAGCAGAAUGGACAAAAGGUCGAGGAUCAGCACACGUCCAAGCUGCAUUUUUUUCAGGAUUCUUCUUGUGAUGGAGAACCGUCCCAAAAACAAGAACUGUGGAAAACGGCCUCUCUGGACCGUAAUCCUCAACUGACUCAGACCCAGAGUGUUAAAAGGUCAGAAUCACACGAUGCUGUAACAAGUAAGCAGCCCCCCUCCCCUCUGACGCCUCAGCCUCCAUCACCCAGCAGGUGUGUUAGUGGGAGGCGGCUGUGUUCAGGCUGUUCUAAACCUCUGGGAAAAGGAGCCGCGAUGAUCAUUGACACACUGGGACUCUUCUUUCACAUACAGUGUUUUAAGUGUGGCUCUUGCAGUAGGCAGAUGGGUGAUGCCACCACAGGGACUGACGUACGGAUUCGCAACGGGCAGCUGAGCUGUUAUGAGUGCUACAUCGCAUCCCGGGGCAGAGGUCAACCCACUACACUAUGAUUACCCCCCCUUUUUUUUUUGGAACUGGAACGUCACCGUUUGUGAGAGUUUUUGGACAAAAAAAAAAGAUUUGAGAUCCUUGAGUCACAAUCCGAUCGAAGCCUGGAUUCUGUUUUUUGGACUCCCCCUCCCCUCUGAAAUAAACAAACAGCUUGGUUGAAUAUUUUUAAGAGGAACUGAGUGGACAUUGCCAACUUAAGUAAUCACAAAGUACAAUUGAUGUACUUUCUUACUUGUACACAUGUAUACAUCUAUUCCUAAUACAUGUAGCAUGAAUGGCAUCACUGAGGCAGUAUGUUCAACGCUUCCUUUGCUCAUUUCUGACAUGUAAAAGGAGAUCUCCUCCUCUGCCAUGCGCUAAAAACACUGAAGCUGAAAAAAAAAAGUUUAUUCCUGAAAUUGUUUUGCUCGUUAGCUCCUGCUUCUGUGGCUCUCCUCCCCAAGUGUGAUGCAAAGCAGUCUGUGUUGGAUAACCCGAAGUAGCUUGACCAUUGUAUUGCCUUACUCAUAAUUUCUUGUUUCUUUUGAGCUUUGUGUUUUACUGUUUUGCAUGAAAGAAAGACCAUAUAUAAGUUAUUGUGAGUAUUUUUAGUUUCCCAGAAGUGGAACUUGAACUGUCCUUGCCUUUUGUUGUGCAUCAUUACCAUAAGUUUGAAUUUACAAGGAUCUGCUUAACUUACAUAAUUCUUUUUAGUAAUUAACUUACAUGAAUAAUAAUGCAUGUUAAGUAAUGAUAUUUAGUAUUUUAGUUUUUGAAUUUAAAAUAUUUUCUUUAUUUUGGCGUUUUUUUAGCUUUACUUUCUUCUCACUGACUGAACCAGUGCCUUAUACAGUAUGUAAUGAAUGCAACAGUGAGAUAUUUCACUCAAUUUGACCUCUGGGUCAAGGCACAUUGUGUGUGUGAGUGUGUGUGUGUGUGUACUGUAUAGAUAUUAAUGCUGUGUAUUUUGACUUGAAGCACAGUUCCAUACCAGCAAAAACAUCUUUAUUGGAGUUUUCUUCCAACUCCUCCCAUGACACAAAGCGUUUUACAGAUUCCUCGGUUAAUAAAUGAAAUGAAAAUAUCCUCAAAUCUCUCUUCGUCUGCCUCUGUCACAAGUGUUUCCUCCCCCGAGUGUGAGGUGAAUUACUUUGUCCUCACCCACCUUCAUUUAAACACCUCACAGCCUCCCAGAAGAACAGAGCUCAGUUUGUUUUAUAAUAACUGUAUGUUUAUCAAUAAAAAUAUUUUAAAUGUG